Molecule: messenger RNA, 2160 nt
Organism: Cololabis saira (Pacific saury)
Lineage: Eukaryota; Metazoa; Chordata; Actinopteri; Beloniformes; Belonidae
Exons: 13
Coding region: 1-2160 (719 amino acids)
Source: RefSeq, a predicted model, not a curated record
AUGCCGAAGAAGGGAAAGCGUUCGAGGGCGCAGAAGCUGCGCUGGAGCGAGCCGGACGAGGCGACCCAGCCGGAGACGUCACCGCCAGCCCAGCCGUUCGGGACCCAGAGGGAUGGAGCCAGCCCCUCCCAGUCUCCUGCCCAGAAGAAGAAGAAGCUGUGGACCCCUCUUCCGAUCUCACCCUCCUGCUCCCGUUACCAGCCUGGAAGGGUGUCCCCCUCAGACUUCCGCCCAGGCCACGGUACGGGUCACCGCCAUCGCGUGCUGAAGUGGGACAAGUCCACCUUCACUCCCCAUUUCCGGAAGUUGGUUGUCCCAGAGGAGUCACCUGACAAGAAGUUCGUCUUGCUUGUUGGUGACUCCCACCUUCGGCCCAUCGCGGACGGGUUGGUGGGACUGCCGGACCGACGUCUGUCCUGUGGCGUCCUGUCUGUCCCUGGGGCGUCGGCACUUGAGUUGCGUACUGAGGUGCUGAAUGCUGUACUGCCUCGCUCACCCGCGGCAGUCUGCAUUUUGGCACCCAGUAACGACUUGAGCGCCAGCGGGACCGUCACUCAGGCAGGUGUCGCGUUUGGUAAGCUCCUGCUGACUGCCUGUUCUACCUGGCCCAACGUGUGUGUUUUGGACUUCCCUCGCCGUCUCACCGUAGACCUCGACCUGCAGGAGCUUCUAAGCCAGGAAUACCACCGUGUGGCUGCACGUAUGGGUGUCAGGUACGUCUCUGCCACCCACUACUUUCCGCUGACACAACUGGACCUGUGGUGUCCUGACGGUGUCCAUCUCAGCAAGGAGGGCGGGAUGGAGAGGCUUGCGGAGUUGCUGUGGUGGACCCUCCACCACCAGCUGGAGCCCACAGUCCCGAGGGUCCAGACGCCUCCCAGGACGUCGCCUCCUGCCAGACGUGUCGUCCCGAGGACCCAGACAUCUCCCAGGACGUCGCCUCCUGCCAGACGUGUCGUCCCGAGGACCCAGACAUCUCCCAGGACGUCGCCUCCUGCCAGACGUGUCGUCCCGAGGACCCAGACAUCUCCCAGGACGUCGCCUCCUGCCAGACGUGUCGUCCCGAGGACCCAGACAUCUCCCAGGACGUCGCCUCCUGCCAGACGUGUCGUCCCGAGGACCCAGACUUCUCCCAGGACGUCGCCUCCUGCCAGACGUGUCUCACCAAAACGGGUUGUGAAGGACGUGGUCACCGCGCCACGUCCAUCCAGCCCUUUGGAGCAGACACGUGUUCUGUCUUCACAGGUGGACGUGGGGAUGGAUUCGAUCCCGCUAAAUCCUGUGUGGUUUAGUCCGGCGAUCCUGGAUGUGAUGGAGAAGGCCGUUCCGGCCCACCUUCCCAGCGCUGUGGAGAGCGCAGCUCGUCCGGACGGCAGGAAGCAGAAGUCGACCGUGGAGCGCCGAGACAGAGGACCCUCCAAGAGGACCCGGGAGAAGCAGCAGGUGGAGGCACCAGCCGUGGAGGUGUCCUCCAAGCCAGCGCCUUGCAGUCCUAGGAGAGUGGUGGUGGAGCCUGGUGCGUCUGACCCUGCCCAGCCCCAGGAGUCCACCUUCCAGGAACGUCCCAGCCAGGAUCCUGCCGUUGGUCCGAGCCAUCGCACUCAAUCCGUGAGGGCGUCGCAUUCUCAGAAGGAUGGGAGGUAUGGAACCUUUUCUCGCAAUCACCAGUGUACCUGCAUGGCUCUGACCUUUCUCGCCUACCACCAGGAGGGGGUGGAUUUUGACAUGGUCUCACUUGAUAGAGUGCUUGAACAGGGGAAUGCACUCUAUGUAGGUAUCAAAGAACAGUUGAAGGCGGACAAAAGGUUCAAAAGCAACCACUUGACCAUAGAGGAGAUGCCGAAACAGGUUUUCACCGAUUCGGAUACCUACAAUGUUCAGUUGGACAUGUCGGACUUGAGGGUUGGUUUCUUGAAGGCUGUAGACGGCAGCCCUCGAAGCAGGAGAGGACUGUGCCUUCGUGAACAGCUGAAAAGCCUCUCUCAAGGUGUCAACCUUGCGUUUCUCAUUGUCGCUCCUGAGUGCAUUGCAGUGUUCCGUGACCGGUCCGGACGCUACGGGUUUUUUGAUUCCCACUCAAGCCCCUUCAGAGACGAGGACUUGAUCCACGGAGAUGCCAUAUAUGGACUUCCUGACUCCUCGGGGGUUGUCCCAAACUGA